Durusdinium trenchii is the source of this 2124-nucleotide messenger RNA. NCBI's taxonomy places the organism in Eukaryota, Dinophyceae, Suessiales, Symbiodiniaceae. The record is from the annotation of a GenBank genome assembly.
AUGCUGGGCCACUUUCUUUGUGGCAACUUCUUGGGCCAUUUCGAUGAUCAACAUGAGUCGCCGCCGGCCAGUGAUCCUUCUGAGUCGGAGAGCGAAAAGGACCUCUACAUGCCCAGAGACUGUGAGACUCCGGCAGGCAAAACCAAAAAGACGUUCACCUAUGGCCGUGCCGGGCGUGACUGGAACCAGUACCGCAUGCCCAUUGUCGUGGAAUCCCGCAUUGGAAAGGAGGUGAUCCGCUCUCAAUUUGUGGGCAUCCGCGUGACGCGACGGGAGUUGGCUCCGGGCAUGGCCAAGAAGCUGGCACAGGUGGACGUGCACACCAUCGAGAUCAUUCAGUGCAAGCUGAAGGAGGAGCCUCCUCUCAGUGAGAUGUCUGUGGUCGUUCUGAAGCUCUCACGCAACGAGCUCACUUGCCUCAGCCGGCCGGAGAAGCCCAAGGAAGAGCAGAAACCGCUGCGCCUGGAGACAUUCGCAUGUGACCGAAACAAGCUGCAGCAAGUGGAACCAGGAGCCCUCUCUGAGAAGCUGGUUGCCAGCCUGCAGGUCUUGGACCUCUCACGGAAUCAGCUCUCCUUCCUUCCGGGGGACUUUCUCUCUGGAGCCCGACAGCUCCGGUAUUUAGACCUCUCUCACAACCAGCUCUUCUCCCUGCCAGAUAGCAUUUUGGGAUGCCGAAGGCUGUUGAUCCUCAAGGUGGAUAGCAAUGAGAUCGAGCAACUGCCCAACUCUUUUGGGCAGUUGAGGGGGCUUCGAAAGCUCACGGCCUCCUACAACGCCUUGACUCAGCUGCCGGAAGACAUUGGAGAAUGCAAGCUCUUGGAGAAAAUCCGCGUGGUCAACAACCAAAUCACGGUAAUGCCGCAUAGCCUUUUGCAGCUGUGGAAGCAGAAGGGUGGUGCAUUGGAAGAGCUGCUGGUGGAUGGCAAUCCCCUGAUUCAGCCAAGCAUCACGGCCUUCCAAAUGGGUGGCCUGGACCAAGCACUGCGGCUCUUUGGUGAGUGGGUGGCCAUGGAGGAGUCUCAAGAAGCUGAAGACCAGGUCGCCCCACUACCAGAGGAGCUGGUGACGACAGUAGAGGAGCAGCAUCGCUCCAGUGUGACGAGUGGGAGGGAUUCUGCUUUCUUGCGCGAUUCCGCUGUGAUGCGGGACUCCAUGCGUGAGUCGAUACUCUUCGCAGAGGUCGAUGAGGUGUCGUCCGUGGCUCCUUCCAGUCGACCUGACCGUCCCGCGGGGGAUCAAGACGAAUUUCAUCUAGAGGAUUUGGACCUGGAGGUGGUCCAGGUGAUCGAAUCAGGCAAGCGAAUGUCGAAGUUCACAAUGUCUCAGACCGACUUCGAUCGCCUUCAAGAACGCUGCAGCAAGUCACAGUCGGACGACCAGCUCGAACCUUACUACUUUUCGCACGUACAGGGUGACAGCAGCGAAAUCCAUUCUAUUCGAAGCGCCGAAUCUGCACUUCUUCUGCUGAAGAAGCGCUAUUUCGUGCUCCGGCAGCAGGACAUAGCCAUGGAGCUGACGAAGGCUGCGGGCGAUGAUGCUGAGGCCCUGGAGAGAGAUGUCACUCCAGAACUCUGGGAAUUGUUCCGUGCAGAGUUUGAUCCUAUGAAGUACAAUGGCAAGGUACCCAUCCAAGACUUGGACUUGUACUUUUGCACAUUGGUCUAUGGAAGCAAGCCGGCCUUCACAUCCAUCCACGCCCUGUGGGACAAGUUCGAGGUUGGAGAGAAGGGCCACAUGACGAAGGAUGAGUGGCUGAACCUUUGCACUCGGGUGAGGACGAAGUUGCCGAAAAAUGCACAGCUGGAUAUUUGGAGCCAACUGGCCUGGCGUGACAAGGUGAAAAUUCAGAAACAAGACUUUGUGGCUGGCUGGCACAUCCAUGACCCGGAACUGAACGAUGUGCAUAUCAAAAGCACCGCUGAGAAUCUCAAGCUCGAGUACUAUGGCAUGUCUGUCGAAGAACUUCAGGAACGCAUGAGGACCCGCCUCGCGGAGGAUGCGGAAGUGAACUUCUCAAGACCUGGCGAGCGCAAGGGCAAUACCAUUGUCUCUCUUCCGAUGGGUGAGGGCGAGCGCCGAUUCGACGUCCGUGACGUGCGCGAGCGCGAUGGCAUUUGGUGA